UCCCAGGAUUGCAAAAUGGGCUUUUGCUUUCGCUUACUUUUAGAUAUAACCCAUUCGAGCAUCAAAGCGAUUCAGUCUGCUGAGUGAGACGGAGGAGAGAUGGCAGACAGUCCGGAUGAAACUACCGAAUUAAUAAGAAACAAACCAGCCCGAAUCAGACAUGGAAGGCUUUUCCUUGCUGUCUUUUCAGCUGUUUUGGGCAAUUUCAAUUUUGGAUUUGCCUUAGUGUUCCCCUCCCCUGUCAUCCCCCAGCUUCAGAAGGGUGAUGACCCUCGGCUCCAAAUGGACAUCCAUCAGAUAUCAUGGUUUGGUUCGAUUUUCACCCUUGGAGCAGCCUUAGGGGGUCUUAGUGCCAUGGUGCUGAAUGACCGAGUUGGGAGAAAGAUGAGCAUCAUGUUGUCUGGAGUACCAUCUGCUGCAGGUUUCCUUGUGAUGGGGGCCGCACAAAACUUCUGGAUGUUAUUAUGGGGCCGAUUUCUGACUGGCAUCGCUGGUGGUAUCACUGCUGGCUCCAUUCCUGUGUAUGUGUCAGAGAUUUCACACGCAUCUGUGAGGGGUACGCUGGGUUCGUGUCCUCAGAUCACAGCUGUCUUUGGAAGUCUAGCACUUUACGCCCUUGGCCUGAUUUUGCCAUGGAGAUGGCUGGCUGUGGCUGGGGAGGUCCCUGUGGUUAUCAUGAUGAUUUUGCUUUGCUUUAUGCCGACCUCGCCACGUUACCUCACCAUGAAAGGAAACAGAGCAAAAGCAAUCAAAUCGCUAGAAUGGCUCAGGGGCCCCAAUUCUGAUUACUUGACUGAGUUCAAUAAGAUCGAGCGCAGUAUCAACUCUCAGGGCGCACAAUGGAGUGAUCUUAAAACACCUUUAUACUAUAAACCUAUCCUAAUCUCAGUCUUCAUGAGAUUUCUGCAGCAGAUGACUGGUAUAACCCCAAUUCUGGUAUAUUUGGAGCCCAUCUUCAACAUGACAGCUAUAUCACUGGAACCGAAAUAUGAUGCAGCAUUAGUGGGAGCUGUAAGAUUGAUCUCUGUCGCUAUUGCAGCCAGUUUGAUGGACAAAGCAGGCCGAAAAGCUUUGCUCUUCACUUCAGGAUUUUUGAUGUAUCUAGCCACGCUUUCAAUGACCAUGUACACCCACAGAACACCAUGCAGCCAUGGCAAUCUUACCUUAACAGAGGGUUUGAAGAACGCCUAUGGAGGCUCAACAAGCCCUGCCUUCGAUCCAGUGACUCUAAUUCCUCUCAUUAGCACUAUGGUCAUCAUAUUUGGUUAUGCUAUGGGUUGGGGACCAAUCACAUGGCUGCUAAUGUCAGAGAUUUUACCCUUGGGUGCACGUGGUGUAGCAUCUGGUUUGUGUGUUGGUGUUAGCUGGAUCACGGCCUUUAUACUGACGCAACUCUUCAUGCACGCGGUGGGAGAAAGCGUCAGUGACGGAAGCGCGCAGUUUGAAGUAACGCGCUCACUCGUGUGUGUGUGGGUUGCCAGUAAUGUUAAGUUCAUUUUCUUCAAAAGCAACAACCAUCCACUUUCUCUUUCAGCUCAUUCCAUAUCAAGGCUUGUGGCUUUCCUUUCAUUGUUUGGAGUCUGCAAAGAAGGACACAUUCAAGGAAGAGAUCGUAGACAUCUUCCCAUGGUGGAUGUGGCGGUGUUCUUGUUCUUUCUUCUAAGCACUUUGAUUCUUUUGAUCUUGGAUCACAAUCAGUUGCAAGGCUCUUUGAAACGAUCUGAACGCCUCACUAAACCCCAGAGGUUUUUCCUUCAAAUGGAUUUUUUUGCCAACUUCAUUUUUGGCCUCAUGUGGUUGGUUUUUCCAGGAUGGCUACUUGGGUCACAGAUUAGUGGAUCUGAAGAUAAUCUUCAUCUCACACGUGCAUUUGGAGCCAUGAUGGUUGGAGACAGCUUUGUUUCUUUUACCACUCAGAAACAAAUGGCAACCAAUGAGGUAUCUGUCUUCAGCAGCCGAGCUGUGGGGACUUUGGCGGUUGUCGUCUUCAUGAUCCACACCCAGCUCACCACAUCAGUGUGGAAAACCCCACAUCUCUGUUUCUGCCUAGUAGGGGUCAGUCUCUGGGCUGCUAACUCCAUCCUUGGUUACCUGAGCUCCAAAGACGCGAGGACAGAGUCAGUGGAUGAUAUAUAUUGGCGUGCUGUACAGGAAAACGACAGAAGACUUUAGGCACAAUAGGUUUUUUCAUAUGCAAAUAUCUGCAGACAUCAUUCUGUGCAUUUUGAGGCUUUAUAAUGUUUAUGACAAACUGUUUAUACUGUAAAUAUACUGUUAUUGUGUUUAGAAAUAUGACAUACAUGUAUUCCUUUGUAAAUAAUUGUUGUUUUUAAUUGUAAUAUUUUGUAAUUGUAAUCAAUAUUGUUCAUCAUGCAGAUAAAGACAAAGUGGUCAUGUUGUGAGUGCAGGUGAUGUGAAGAGCACUUCAUAAAAAGUAAAAACAUUUUGUCAGCUGUCUGUGACCCGCCUUUCACACUCUCAGGUGUCGAGUCAUUCUGCUGCAAUAUUCACUGAACCAUUUGUUUUGUAACUUUGGAUCCAACAACGGAUGUUCCCACAAGCACAAAACUGCAAAUAUUCCAACAUGUAUGAACUGUGCAGGAGUGCAGUUUCUGUUUUUAUUAGUAUUUUAUUUUAUUUUUUUAAUUUUUGUGAAAAUAAGGAUUAUUAGCAUAGCAUCAAAUUGUAAUAGUUCCUCAGAAUAUUCUUAUUCACAAUCAGAACUGUUUUGCUAGAUUCUGACAUAUGCGAGAACCUUUCUUUCUUUCUUUCUUUCUUUCUUUCUUCUUUCUUUCUUUCACCUCUGGCCAAUUGGCUACAUCUCCUGUCAUGUGUUGAUUAUCACUGGCAUCUUAAUAAAGUGUUUGGCAGUU
Messenger RNA from Ctenopharyngodon idella (grass carp), 2873 nucleotides. It is a transcript of the gene slc2a6, whose product is annotated as solute carrier family 2 member 6. The coding region runs from base 100 to 2172 and encodes 690 amino acids. Gene Ontology annotation, molecular function: transmembrane transporter activity. NCBI's taxonomy places the organism in Eukaryota, Metazoa, Chordata, Actinopteri, Cypriniformes, Xenocyprididae. The transcript is spliced from 14 exons. Gene Ontology annotation, cellular component: membrane. Gene Ontology annotation, biological process: transmembrane transport. The record is from RefSeq and is a predicted model, not a curated record.